This is a messenger RNA of Bombus huntii, 1577 nucleotides long. It is a transcript of the gene Lop2, whose product is annotated as rhodopsin-like. Gene Ontology annotation, biological process: G protein-coupled receptor signaling pathway; visual perception; phototransduction. Bases 101 to 1270 code for a protein of 389 amino acids. Lineage: Eukaryota; Metazoa; Arthropoda; Insecta; Hymenoptera; Apidae. Gene Ontology annotation, molecular function: G protein-coupled receptor activity. The record is from RefSeq and is a predicted model, not a curated record. The transcript is spliced from 8 exons. Gene Ontology annotation, cellular component: membrane.
UACUUGUAGUUGCAGUUGUAGUAUGUGAACAGUUAAAAGAAAUAUGUUACGCAAAAUUAUAUUUUAGUGUGAAUUUAAAUUCAGUUUGUAAAAUCAGUUUAUGAUGUAUACAUUCAAUGCAACAACUCCUUGUUUCAUUGGAGCCAUGCCUCCAAAUAUUUCCAUUUUAACAACUACUACAGAACCACAUUUUGCAAGGCAAAUAAUGCGUUUCAAUAAUCAAACAGUUGUUAGUAAAGUGCCUGAGGAGAUGUUACAUUUAAUUGAUACAUAUUGGUAUCGGUUUCCUCCGUUGAACCCAUUAUGGCAUAAAGUCUUAGGUUUAGUUAUGAUAGUAUUAGGUAUUAUGGGAUGGUGUGGUAAUGGUGUAGUGGUUUAUGUAUUUAUAAUGACACCAUCUCUAAGAACACCAAGUAAUCUUCUUGUGGUAAAUCUUGCUUUUUCCGAUUUCAUUAUGAUGGGUUUCAUGUGUCCACCUAUGGUAAUUUGCUGCUUUUAUGAAACAUGGGUUCUUGGCCCCUUAAUGUGUGAUAUUUAUGCAAUGGUUGGAUCAUUAUGUGGAUGCGCUUCUAUAUGGACCAUGACAGCUAUUGCUUUAGAUAGAUAUAAUGUUAUAGUGAAGGGGAUGUCCGGAACACCUCUUACCAUCAAAAGAUCCAUAAUUCAAAUUUUGGGUAUAUGGUCUUUUGGUUUAAUAUGGACAAUCUUACCUUUAGUAGGGUGGAAUAGAUAUGUUCCAGAGGGUAAUAUGACAGCAUGUGGAACAGAUUACCUUACACAAGAUUGGGUCUCCAAGUCGUAUAUAUUAGUUUAUUCUUUUUUUGUCUAUUACACUCCAUUAUUCACCAUUAUUUAUAGCUAUUAUUUUAUUGUUUCAGCUGUUGCAGCACAUGAGAAAGCGAUGAAAGAACAAGCAAAAAAAAUGAAUGUCGCUUCUUUACGAUCUGGAGAAAAUCAAGGUGCUAGUGCUGAAGCAAAAUUAGCAAAGGUAGCACUAACGACAAUAUCGCUAUGGUUUAUGGCAUGGACACCAUAUCUUGUGAUCAAUUACAUUGGAAUAUUUAAUCGAUCUCUGAUCACACCCCUUUUCACAAUAUGGGGUUCUCUCUUCGCGAAAGCGAAUGCAAUAUAUAAUCCGAUCGUUUAUGGAAUUAGUCAUCCAAAAUACAGAGCCGCGUUAAAGGAAAAACUACCGUUCUUAGUAUGUGGCUCAACGGAAGAACAAACCGCUGGAGGGGAGAAAACUUCAGAAGCUGGUGGAAACUCAUAAAAUGAAUCGAAAACUUGAAUGUUAUUUUAUUUUAUUGUAAAUACAUAGAAUGUUUUGUAAAUUAAAUAUUAUCCGAAAAUUGAUUUAAGAAGGAGGUGCUCGCACUUUUAAAGGAAAUAAUGAAAUUUAUAGAUACAGUUGCUUGCAGAAUUUAUUUGCUUUUAUAAAAUUAAGGUACAGAUGUUCCCUUCAUGUUUCAUGGUGAAUGUGAUGUGCUUACUAAUCUAGUAAACAUAGAGCUGUUACCUGGUGUACCAAAGUGACCAUGUAUAUUGUUACGCAAUAAAUGUACAAAAUUAAAAUCAUA